This is a messenger RNA of Phragmites australis (common reed), 686 nucleotides long. RefSeq names its product protein FATTY ACID EXPORT 5-like. The coding region runs from base 152 to 511 and encodes 119 amino acids. The transcript has 3 exons. Lineage: Eukaryota; Viridiplantae; Streptophyta; Magnoliopsida; Poales; Poaceae. The record is from RefSeq and is a predicted model, not a curated record. Gene Ontology annotation, cellular component: membrane.
ACCCAAGACCAACAGGUCGACGACGACUUUCUCAUUUCUCACACUUCGCAUUCGCACCCGAGAAAACAUAUUAAAAGUAGAAACGAGAGAAAGCUCGCGAGAUCUCAGCCAGCGGCGAGGGAGAUCUGAGAGGAGAGCUUCCGUUGCGGAGAUGCACGACUUCUGCUUCACGAUUCCGUACGGGUUUGCCGUGCUGGCCGGCGGCAUCCUGGGCUACCUCCGCCGCGGCAGCACCGCCUCCCUGGCCGGCGGCGCCGGCGCCGGCGCGCUUCUCCUCCUCGCGGGCUUCGUCAGCCUCAAGGCCUUCGAGAAGCGCCGCAAAUCCUACCUCGCCCUCGCCCUCGAGACACUUUGUGCAUUGGCCUUGACUUAUGUUAUGGGACAAAGGUUCCUUGAAACUUCGAAGAUAAUGCCAGCUGGUGUUGUUGCUGGACUCAGUGCCUUGAUGUCUGCAUUCUAUCUAUUCAAGAUUGCAACCGGUGGCAACCAUAUCCUGCCAAAGAAAGAGUAAUCCGGUUCUUGUAAAAUAUGUUUCAUUGAACUCAAAGACUACGACCGGUUGUGUUGUCUAAUUGCAUCGUAACUUUAAGGACUAAUGAUGGUUCCAAUUUAUAAUUUUGUUAGAAUGUACCAUGGAGUUCUGAACAAUGUACAAGAAAUAAAGAUCAAAGAUAUGAUUCACGGAA